CAGACUUCUCUGCGCACAGUGGGGAGGUAGUCUGGCUGGGCGAGCUGAGGUGGAGAGGCAAUGUGAGACAUACAAAGGAUUCUUGCUUUUCUUGUGCUUUGAAACUCGGAUCUUUCGUACUGGAUUUGUGCGUUGCAAGCUAGGGUUGCUUUAUUUUCUCUUAUUUGCUAAGGAAGGAGGGGUUUGGAUCUCGUUACAAACACGUUUUUAACCUGGUGGUGGAAAAAUCAGGGAACGUUGGAUCUGGGAUCGAAUCUUCCAGCUUGAUAGCUGUGACCAUAUUGAGAGGCUGGACUCAAGUGUGCUGAGUUGGACUUCAGACCUGCAUAAAUGCCUGCAGAACUCCAACAGGAACAAAGUCCCAGUAACCAAACCUCCAUCGCUAUGAUGCAGGAACCACCAGAGAUGAUGGAAGAAACUGUAACUGUUGAGGAAGAUCCGGGAACUCCCACUUCACACGUGUCAGUUGUGACAUCCGAUGAUGGUACCACUAGAAGGACCGAGACCAAAGUCACUAAGAUGGUAAAAACAGUCACCACAAGAACUGUGCGCCAAGUACCACUCGGUCCAGAUGGUAUGCCAGUACUUGAUGCUUCAUCUCCUCUCAGUGGUUACACCGAUUCUAUUGACAGAAGAUACAUGAAAAAUGGGGAGCGUUUUAUUAACCCUCAGGCUUCCUCCACUCUUACAAGGUCCUAUAACAACAGCUACAAUGAUUCCUAUGGUGACCCCCAUGACACUCAAUACAGGCCCUUCAUGGGGCAUGAAGGGUAUGGAGAUAUGCCGGACAAUUAUGGUAGCCUGUCACGUGGAGUAAAUUAUCGACCACGAUACCCAUAUACUGCAGGGAACAGCUACCGGCCAGAGGAUGGCAGUUAUACUCUGCCCACGAGACGAGAGAACUACGUACCCAUUGCUCAACCACAGGUGCCCAUUGGCAGCAACAUUGAUUUAAACCGAUCCCAGCCUGAACGAUUCCAGCCUGAGCCAUAUGGUCUUGAAGAUGACAAUCGCAGCCUUGGGGCAGAUGAAGAAGGAUAUGAAUUAGAUCAAGAUUACUCUACCAUAAGCAGAAGAGUCCUUCCUGGCAUGCCACUUACAGGCAGACUUCACAAGUCAAGACCAUAUGAUGACCCCUUAGAAGCAGAACUGAUUGAAGAGCGAAUUCCUUAUCUUCAUGGUGGAUAUGCAGCUCCGUUGGCACAGCCAGAAAGAGGAAGCCUUGCCAGCAUAGACCGUUUGGGCAAACGUUCCCCUUCCAUCGACAGCAUACGCAAAGAUCCCAGAUGGAGAGAUCCAGAUUUACCUGAGGUUAUUGCUAUGCUCAACCACCCAAUUGACCCAGUCAAGUCCAACGCAGCAGCUUACCUACAGCACUUGUGCUAUGAAAAUGAUAAAAUUAAAAAGGAAGUGAGGCACCUCAAAGGCAUCCCCAUCCUUGUGGGUUUAUUAGACCAUGUGAAACCAGAAGUCCACCGCAAAGCCUGUGGCGCACUGCGUAACAUCUCGUAUGGGAAAGACAAUGAGAAUAAGGUGUCUAUUAAGAACUGUGAUGGUAUUCCUGCCCUUAUCAGGUUGCUCAGAAAAACCAAUGAUAUGGAAGUCAGGGAGCUAAUAACAGGUACCUUGUGGAACCUUUCAUCCUUUGAGCCCUUAAAGAUGGUGAUUAUCAACCAUGGUCUUCAGACACUCACUAAUGAAGUUAUCAUCCCUCACUCUGGAUGGGAGAAUGAGCCUAAUGAAGACUCCAAGCCACGUGACGCAGAGUGGACAACGGUUUUCAAGAAUACAUCUGGAUGUUUACGAAAUGUGAGCUCUGAUGGAGCGGAAGCUCGCAGGCGGCUGCGCGAGUGUGAUGGCCUGGUGGAUGCUUUACUGCACGCUCUCCAAUCUGCUGUAGGCAAGAAGGACACUGACAACAAGUCUGUGGAGAACUGUGUAUGUAUCAUGCGCAACCUCUCGUACCAUGUCCACAAGGAGGUGCCGGGAGCAGACCGAUUUCAUGACAUUGAAGCCAACCAACAAAGUGGACUUGGCCAGCAAAAGAAGAAGAAAGAUGAUGCUGGCUGUUUCGGAGGUAAAAAGGCUAAAGGAAAAAAGAACGGUGAUGCAGACAAGCACUUUGAUACCCUGGACCUUCCGAAACGUUCCGAAUCCGCAAAAGGAUUCGAGCUCCUGUACCAACCAGAAGUGGUGCGUCUGUAUCUAUCCAUUCUGACAGAGAGUCAAAACUUCAACACGUUAGAGGCAGCAGCAGGAGCCCUGCAAAACCUGAGUGCUGGCAACUGGACUUGGUCAACUUAUAUUCGUGCUACUGUGCGUAAGGAGAGGGGCCUACCUGUGCUUGUGGAGCUUCUCCAGUCAGAUUCCGACAAAGUAGUGCGUGCUGUGGCUAUCGCACUGAGAAAUCUUUCCAUGGACCGACGCAACAAGGACCUAAUAGGUAACUACGCCAUGGGGCAGCUAGUGCGUAACUUACCAGGUGGUCAGCAGCGUCCAGCCAAAAACCUGGAAGAAGAUACAGUUGUAGCUGUGCUAAACACAAUCCAUGAAAUUAUCACAGACAGCUCUGAGAAUGCAAGAUCCCUGAUCCAGACUCAGGGAAUUGAGAAGCUCAUCACCAUAAAUAAGUCAAGUCAGUCCCCAAGGGAAGUGAAGGCAGCGUCCCAUGUCCUGCAGAUGGUUUGGAGCUACAAGGAUCUGCGGAGCACGCUACAAAAAGAAGGCUGGAACAAAGCACACUUCCAGUCUGCUGUAUCAACACUACCAAAAGGUUCAAAGGGUAAUGGGAAAUCCGGUUUUGAUGACAGCACGCUCCCUCUGGUGGAUAAAAGCCAAGCAAACAAGAAAUCUGGAAGCCGUGACAUGAUUCCCAUGGGUGAACUUGGCCCUGAUGGGUACUCCACCAUUGAUCACCGAGACAAGGAACGUAAAUACAGAUCCAAUGAAAACAUGGGGGAUACUUCUGAGAAGGAACCUUUAAAGGAUUAAACUUCCAGUGAUCUUUUUUUUGAGAAGACAUUCUUUAUUUUAUUUCUUUUUUUAAACCAAGAAUCACAAAUUUGAACACAUAGAAGGAGGAAUUGAUAACUGCCACUGCCAUGGUGUUUUCACAGUAAAAUUAAGACAUUUUAAUUGAAAAACAGAUGAAAACUGCCAUCUGAUGUGACUGAGAACCAAACUUUGUGAUCAUCGCCAAAAAAUAUACCAUUGCUUACUUUUUCAUCUGAAUGGACGAUUUUUUAAGUACAAAUGUAUAAUAUAUAUUCAUAAAAUGCCAUUCCCUUGAGAAGUAUACUGCACCUUGCUCCUUUUGAAACGAGCCUACUUCUUGCGGAUGGAGACUUGGGAUUGUACCAUCCAUGGGACUAGAAGGUGAAAAAAAGGGAAAUGUUUUUAUCAGAGAACUUCAUACAUAGAACUGCAAUGCCACAAAACUUUAGGCCCACCAAUAAGAGCACUUUCAUUUUCUUGGGGUGUAUUUUUUCUCCCACCUCAACUCUGAACUGUGAAAAAUCCCAAGUUUUGUGGACUGCUGUGCAUUUUAUUGCGUUUUUCUGCCAAGAAGUAGUGGGAAUUUCUUUGGGUUUGUUGGUUUUAUUAGAAAGAAGAAAACUGAAAGUUGCUGAACGUGCGGAAUCUGAAAGUUAGAGAUGUGUAAUGAAACAUUUCAUAGUAUGAAAAAAAAAAAAAAACAUGGCUGGGUCUCCAUCAAAAAAAACGCUGGAAUGUUGAUUCUGAAAGUUUCAUUUCUCCAGCAUUAGAAUUUCUGAAGGUCAUCUCUAUCUUCUGACUAAGAAAUGUUUUAAGAAGAACUAAGUCUUUUUGUUUUUGAGUUGAGACUUUUACGGAGUGUGCAUGCCAUAAACAGGAAUGCAGUUUAAGAUUAUAAGUGUACAGCUGUUCUUUUACAAGUGUUUCCAAAGCCAGCAUAUAUGUGUAUAUAUACAUAGUGCAGCGUACAUAGAACUGGACCAUCAACUGACCUGAACAUACAAUCUGCUUGCAGUUUCUAAAACUUGCAGCUUAUUGCUGGUUGCUAUCUCUGUGCAGGUACUUCUGUGUGGUAUCUUUUUGCCUUUUUAAACUCGUGCGCUCUCCAUUUGCAUUAUAACAUUUUCCAAGGAAUACCCAUGUUAUGGUGCUUGCUUUUUCGGACAUUUUCAUUGGAUAUCUGAAACAUCUAAGACCGUUUUAUAAUGGAAUCAUUGCAGCAAGUCUAAUCUUUUGAUUAAAAUAUCAAAUUGCAUUUGUGUUGAAUUUAAAUGUAUUUCCAGCAAAUGCUCAAACUGGAUACCAAGGGAAAUAGUCUGGGUUUUAUUCAGUGGGGUAUGAGAUUGGACUGGGUUUGUAUUAUCACUUAUUCAGUACUAAUCUUUCUGUGCUUAGAGACUUUUUUUUUUUGGGGGGGUGGUAUAAACAAAAUCAGUCUAUUUACUGUUCUCUCUUCAGGGGACAGAGAUUUUGGCUGGAGCGCUACAUAUCCCUGCUGUAUUUUAUUAUUCCUUUGAAAUUAGCUGGUUAGAACAAAUUGAAACUUCCUAAUGUUAAGGUUUUGGGACCAAUCACAAAUCCUAAUUAAAUCUAAAUGUGCUGAGAAUUGGAUGUGCUGCUUGGCUACUGUCAAACCAGCUACUGAACCAGCUCUCAUGGUGGAAGAGUUUCUAAUAAUUAAAUACAAAAAAUGUGUUCUGAUGGAUGGAGUAAGGCCUUCCACUGCAAAUACAGUAAAAAGGCAAUUUUUGUCCCAGCGUUCCCAGAGAAACACUUGCUGCUGCCAUCAAAACUAAACAUUCUAACAUCUAACCUGCAAGUGUUCCUUUCAGUGUACUAGGGUUUGUCAUACUUAUAUGUGGUGUUUAUAAAAUGUAGUUUAAGGUAGAUAUAUGGUGCCUGAAAUGAUCAGAGAGGCUAUUUCCUCUCUACCGCACUAUAAAACUAGAUUGGGUGCUUAAUUGUAGAUGCUUAGUUUUCAAAGUAUAUUCCUGGAUUAUAAGAGAAAACAAUAUACCACAUAAUUUCCUAAUUUAUUUACAUCUACAAAUCGUGAGAUUCACCUCUACUUUCCAGGUAAUACAAGUGACUAUUUUACAUAUUGUGUCAGCCUCGUACAGGUAACUUAUGCACACUCAUGCUGCGAUCCUGAGUGGUUUGUACAUGACAUUAUAACACAUGCCUAUCAUUAAUUCUAAUUGUAUAUAACUACCGUCAGCAUUUUUAGACCAUAGUUGGUAGUAAUAUUGAGUUCCUGUGGAUGGUACAGUAGAUGAACUUUCAAGUCUCCCAUAUUAUUGGUCCUUUGAGUAUGAAGAGGACAUUUGAAUUCCAAUAUUUUAUCUUAUUCAUUAAUGCAGACAAUAAGGUUAUACAAUAGUUAUGUCUAAUUAUUAUACAAUUUCUGUAUAUAUUAACCACAACUUCUAUAACUAUUAUCCACCUACCAGUAGAAGUUUGUAAGUUACCAUCUGAUUCCUCGAUAAAUUGCCAGCGGACCCUUUUGUCUAGCCCACAGUAUACUUACUUAAUACACUUACUUACUCUUAGUGACCAGAAAACAGUUCUGAAUAAAUGAGAAACAAGCUUUUGUUGUCGGUCCUUUUUACCUGACCUGUCACAUAUAUGGUUAAUAACCAUUAUAGAAACAUAUAGAUUAUUUGAUAUUGAAAUUUGUUUUUCCAAAGGUGGGAGAUUUUAGUUUGUUGUGAAAAGGAGGAAUACAAUAAAUCAUUAUUUCAGAGCUUUGCCACUUGAGAGGUUGCUGUAAGCAUGCUCUGGGGUUAAAUUAUAAGUGCAAUCUGACAUUUAGUUGUAGACUCCAUAGCAAAACCUAUUUAAAGUGGAUUUUACUGCAUCCCAAGUACUGGUAUUUUUUUUAACCACAUAUGCUUUCAUAACCUUAUAACCUCAAAGGUAAAAACAGUUAUGUGUAACUCCUAUGAAGUGUUUGUGUUUUUACAUUCGAGAAUGUAAUGUCUACAUGUUGUAGAAAAGGGCAGUUAAAUGAUUCUGGCCCAAGAUGAAAAAGGACCUUAAAAUAUGGAUAUAUAUAAUAUAUAUAAACUAGUUAAGUAGCUAUUGUUCUCCCACUCAGUUGAAGACUUAUCUGAAACAAAGCUAAAAAAAAUAAGAAAAUUCUGUUAGGAUUCUAGUUGGCAGAUACGUUUUAGUAGUAUGAGUUUUACAGAAUGGUAAAAAAUAGACUAUAUCAAUACCUCUGUUGCAAAAACCUGGCCCAAAAUCUCACUUAAACAUAAACUGAGAUUUCCAUAAAUUCCAUGUAAUGGCCUGAAUACAUUGUACAUUGGCCUUUAAGCAUGUAUUGUAAAAAAACAAAGUUACAAAUGUUGAGUGCACAGUGGGUUUUUCAUUCUUAUCAAAGCUACCAUAUAUUUACUUAAGUUUAAAUGACAUAGCAGCUAAAUAAUUGCCCACUGUUUAAACAUUUAUAAAAUAGUUUUGUCCUGGCUUAUCAGCUACAGAAGGGUUAUUGGUGAUGACAUGGUUAUGGUAUUUAAUAGCCCAAAUCCUCCUCGCAUAUCAACAGACCAUUUAAAGGAUGGCGCAAUAUUGCAGAUCCUAUUAGCGCUAUAGAUUUUGGACAGUUCUGUAUUUCAUAUAGAAACUAUUCCAAUAUUAAAAUUCUCUGGGUGCUGAAGGAGUUUGCUCUGCAAGACACAGGAAGUAUAUCUCUGGCAGUUAAGAUAUCUUUUUUUUUCCAUGGACAUUUGCUGCAUAUUAUCUAGUGUUUAUUAUAUUCAAAUGUUUUAUACAUACUUUUCCAUUUUUAUAGUUUUUAUUUUUGUACAAGUUGUGUAAAUUGGCUGUGCAUCUCAAGUGAAGUGAAGAUUUUGGUUUUCUCUGCUCUGCAGCUGAUGGUCCCUUCCUUGUAAGUUAAUACAAUGUAUUGAAGAGUGGGUCUUUUUUUUUUUUUUUUACAAGUGAGAUUGUGUUUUUGUUUUUUUUACGCUAAGGGACAUUCUAAUGGAAUAGUAGUAAAUGCCAGGGUAUAAACUAGUAGUGACUUGCGCAUAUAGCCUCCAACCAUUAACCAUGUCCUGCAAUAUAUUACACCUACAAGCAGGGGUUAAACACACUUUACAAGGGACACAAGUGUUAAUGUAAACACUUAAAUGUUUUAGGCGAUUUUUCUUUUUGUGUGUUUGAAAUGUCACUUUUAGACAUGGCAGCUCUUAAAGGGAGAGUGUACCCUAUUUCCCCCCUUUAAUUUGUUCCCAAUUAUUCAUUUUACCUGCUGGAGUGUAUUACAUUGUUUACAAAUAGCUUACUUUUAUUUUGGCAUUUAAAAUAGCUGAUUUUACCUGUGGUAUCCCCACCUAUACAGAAAGUUUAUAUACUUAAAGGAACAGUAUACACCAAUUUUCAUAUAACUGCAUGUUAUAGGCACUAGUAUAAAGAAGAAUAUGCACAGAUACUGAUCUAAAAAUCCAGUAUAAAACCGUUUAAAAACUUACUUAGAAGCUUCCAGUUUAGCACCGUUGAUGAGGUAGUCUGGGACACACAGUGAAAGGGUCUUGUUAAACAAGAAGACUAGACACUCCCCCCCCCCUUCCCUGCAUAUGGAAAGACAGAUAACCCAAACAGGAGCCUGUAGGAAACUGUAAACGCGUGUAUACAUCUGCCACUGUGGGGCUUGGUUAGGAGUCUGAAAACCAGCACAUUGUUCUUAAAAAAAAAAAUAAGCAAAACUAUACAUUUUUACAAAAACAAUACAAGAUGAGCUAUAUAAAUGAAUCCUCUACAAAACAUUUAUGCAAAGAAAAAUGUAGUGUACAAUGUCCCUUUAAGCAUAGGCUAAAAAAAAAAGCUGUAUAAACAUUUCGAGAAGAUUAGGAGAGAUAAGAAAUUAGAAUUUUAUUAUUAAAGUGUUCUCUCUUAAAGGGACAGUAUACACCAAUUUUCAUAUAACUGCAUGUAAUAUACACUACUAUAAAGAAUAAUAUCCACAGAUACUGAUAUAAAAAUUCAGUAUAAAACUGUUUAAAAACUUACUUAAAAGCUCAGUUUAGCUCUUUUGAAAAGGUUAGGCUGGGACACACACUUUAAGUGGGAAAUAACACACUCCCCCCUCCUCUGCAUAUGAAAAGACCCUUUACACAAACAGGAGCAAGCUGGAGUAGGUAUACAUCAGUAUUAUCCUAAAACUUUGGGGCUUGGUUAGGAGUCUGAAAAUCAGCUCAAUGUUAUUUAAAAAUAAUCAAAACUGUACAUUUAAAAAAAAAAAAAAAAAAUUACAAAACAUUUAUGCAAAGAAAAAUCUAGUGUAUAAUGUCCCUUUAACUAUUUGGUAUAUAGACAGUGAUAAGAUAAGGAAGCAUUUGUGUACAGAAAGGGAUAAAAUAAAGAGAUCUGAUUUCCCUGCAAGCUCAACUCAUUUUAAUGGGUUGUUUCAAAGAACAAUGCCAUUUCAUAUACUAAAAUAAAGCGAAAGAAGCAAUGUCUCAUACAUUUUAUACUCUGCAGCUGAUAUGAUAAGUCAUUGGAAACUCAUUAAGGGAAAGGCAAUUUUACUGUACACUGUCCUUUUUAAAAGUAUGGGCAUUUAGUGCUCGAUGGGGUCAGAGCCUUACAGUUGGAUAUUUUGUUAACCCCUUAGUUGGCAGAAAGGGCUGCAGCGCAUUACUUUGCAAAUCGUUGCAGCAUUUUUUUUGGCAAAGGGGGUUAAUCUUUAUGACAUACUUGUAAUGUUUUCAUUCUCAGUGUGUCCACCUAGAAGCAUAAACUCAUCUCUAAAGUUCCACUGAUUUGUGCAUACAGAUAUUAAAUGUGAUAAUUACCCUAAGCAAUGACAAAUGUCUCCAAAUGAAGCUGUAAAUAUUCCUUCUGUUUUUAUCAAAAUCACUAGUUGAUAUACUGUAAGUAAGUGCUGCCAAACUGGCAAGGCCCACUGCUAAACUGAGUAUGUGUGCUGCAGACAUUUUAAACAAAGCAUCAUCUAACUAAAGCUUACAGGUAUCUAAUGUGUUUGUAACUAUCAUGUGCCUUAAAAGAUGAAUUUCCAUGAUAGGAAAAAAAUAGAGUAGAAUAUGAUGAAAAGAUAGCAAUGGUUUCUCAUUUUCUGCUACAUUCUCAUUAUGUUCAGUCGAUGGGUUCUUUGCAUUGUAUUUAGACUGUAAAAUAAUUAUACAAACAAAAUUGGCUGGUUUUAGUUGAAUAUUAAGAGGAAAGAUUUUUGUUGUUUGCCCUGGUGAUACAUUAAGAAUAAAAGAACGUGUUAAUGUAACAUUGUAUUAUAUGCUGAUGUUUUACUAAUUUGGAUAGGUUGAAUGCCUGUUUAGUGCCAGGUAUGUAAAAUGAUAAAAAUUAACAUGUUUUCAAUAAACCAUGCCUGGUACCAAAA
Bombina bombina (fire-bellied toad) is the source of this 9358-nucleotide messenger RNA. It is a transcript of the gene ARVCF, whose product is annotated as ARVCF delta catenin family member. The record is from RefSeq and is a predicted model, not a curated record. Gene Ontology annotation, molecular function: cadherin binding. Bases 331 to 2991 code for a protein of 886 amino acids. The transcript has 16 exons. Gene Ontology annotation, cellular component: plasma membrane; nucleus; cytoplasm. Lineage: Eukaryota; Metazoa; Chordata; Amphibia; Anura; Bombinatoridae. Gene Ontology annotation, biological process: cell-cell junction assembly; cell-cell adhesion.